GGAUGGAGAGGGGGAGAGGGAGGAGGAGAGGAAGGGGGGGGAAGAGGGGGCAGGGGAGGGAGAGGGGGAGAGGGAGGCAGGAGAGGGAGAGGGGGGAGAGGGAGGCAGGGGAGGAGAGGGGGGGGAGGGAGGCAGGGAGAGGGAGAGGGGGGGGAGAGGGAGGCGGGAGAAUGGAGAGGGGGGAGAGGGGAGGCAGGAGGUGGGGGAGGGGGGAAAAGGGAGCAGGAGAGGGAGAGGGGGGGGGAGGGAGGCGGG
Messenger RNA from Penaeus monodon (black tiger shrimp), 255 nucleotides. Its product is annotated as probable H/ACA ribonucleoprotein complex subunit 1-like protein. The transcript is spliced from 3 exons. NCBI's taxonomy places the organism in Eukaryota, Metazoa, Arthropoda, Malacostraca, Decapoda, Penaeidae. The record is from RefSeq and is a predicted model, not a curated record. The annotation marks the transcript as partial.